CUUCUACUGUCGCCAUCUAAGUGCUGCUCAAAGCUUCAACCUGCUGCCCUUUCUCCCUCCCCUACGAGGGGGCUCCCUCACCUGGGCUUUGGGUCCCCUUGGGGAUUAGACUCCCCUAAAGUGGAAGAAGUGUCCGCUGAGGGAGGCUCUCUCCCUAAAUUCCCCUCGUCCCCUGGGCAGGGUGGGGGAGGAGUGGGAGUAGGGUAGAGUGGCUUCCAGGCCGCUUUCCCCAGUGACAAAUGUUUUAAUUAAGCCCCGCUGGUGUGCGUGGCUGUGGUUUCAGCUGUCAGGGCUGGGGAGCGCCUUAGCUGAAACUGCAUUGCCCCCUAGUGCCUCGCGGUGUCAGGACAGGACGGCUCUCCCCUCCUUGAUGUCACUGCCAUGCAGAGCCAGCCCAGCAGCUCAUUGAAGGCUGCCUGCAGACCCUCCUCGCAGCUCCACCGAGCCAGGCGCCGCCGCCACCACCGCCGCUCCCUGCAGACCCGCAGAGGGCAGGGGGGAGAAAUCACCGAGCGCCCCUCCCCUGCGCCAGCUCCAGUCCCUUUCACUGCCCCCUCCCCAGUUACUGCUCCUGGCUUGCCUGACGUGGACAAUUAAACUUGAAGCUACCUCUUCCCUCUCUCUUUUUGACAGGCUUCCGAAGAUUCUGAACAGGCAAGGAGGGACUCACUUGCUGCCCGUCUGCUCUGGGAAAUGCCUGUUCGGGAGGCGAGUGGCUCCUGCCCAGUAGUGACGGCUGAGGUGGAGGGAAAGUUUCAAGAGAACUGAGGUACUUCGUGCGCUGUCCUUGAAGCUUAAUUACCCUCCCGGCUAUGGAGGGUGGUCUUUAAAAUGAAUCCCCUUCUGGACGUGAGCCACAAUAUAUCGGCACCUGCCUAUUGGGAAGAACCGAGUGGUGGAAACCUCACUGGCCCCAAUCAGACGUCCAGCAAUUCCACUCCCCCUGAGCUGGAUAUCAGGAGGGCCAUUUCCGUGGGCAUCGUGUUGGGCGCCUUCAUCCUUUUUGCCAUCGUGGGCAAUAUCCUAGUGAUUCUCUCUGUGGCGUGCAACCGUCACCUACGAACACCCACCAACUACUUCAUAGUCAACCUCGCCAUUGCGGACUUGCUGCUGAGUUUUACCGUCCUGCCUUUCUCUGCUGCCCUUGAAGUACUCGGCUACUGGGUGUUGGGGAGGAUAUUUUGUGACAUCUGGGCUGCAGUGGAUGUGCUGUGCUGCACAGCGUCCAUCUUGAGUCUCUGUGCCAUCUCGAUCGAUCGAUAUAUCGGGGUCCGCUACUCUCUCCAGUAUCCAACACUGGUCACCAGGAAAAAGGCCAUCCUGGCCCUACUCAGCGUGUGGGUGUUGUCCAUGGUGAUCUCCAUUGGUCCUCUCCUUGGGUGGAAGGAGCCUGCGCCUAAGGACGAGAAGGAGUGUGGGGUUACCGAAGAGCCAUUUUACGCCCUCUUCUCCUCCUUGGGUUCCUUUUAUAUCCCGCUCGCUGUUAUUCUCGUGAUGUAUUGCCGAGUCUAUAUCGUGGCCAAAAGGACCACCAAGAACCUGGAGGCGGGAGUCAUGAAGGAGAUGUCCAACUCCAAGGAGCUGACCCUGCGGAUCCACUCCAAGAACUUUCAUGAGGAUGCCCUCAGUAGCACCAGGGCCAAGGGCCACAAUCCUAGGAACUCAAUAGCUGUCAAACUUUUUAAGUUCUCCAGGGAAAAAAAGGCGGCCAAGACCUUAGGCAUUGUGGUCGGCAUGUUUAUUUUAUGCUGGCUUCCAUUCUUCAUUAUUCUACCGCUUGGGUCCCUGUUUGCUGCUCUGAAGCCCCCAGACACUGUCUUCAAAGUGGUCUUCUGGCUUGGCUAUUUCAACAGUUGUAUCAACCCCAUUAUCUAUCCCUGCUCCAGCAAGGAAUUCAAGCGCGCCUUCCUCCGCAUCCUCCGAUGCCAGUGCCAUCGACGGAAUCGGCUAGGCUGGUGGAACUACAACUACCGAGCCUGGAAUCGAGGCUCCUUUGAACAUUCUCGCAAGGACUCUCUGGAUGACAGUGGAAGCUGCCUAAGUGGUAGCCAGAGGACCCUCAAUUCAGCCACCCCCAGCCCUGGGUACCUGAGCAAAGUCACCCACCCACAGGUGGAGAUGUACACUUUCUCAGAAUGGAAGAGUUCUGGCACCUUCCUGAGCCCACCCCACCCAGAGCCACCAGGGCGUCACCAAGACACAGGCCACCUCUUCACCCUCAAGUUCCUAGCGGAACAUGAGGGACACCCAGGGCUGGACAGCAAUGGGGGCUGUGAGGUAGUUGCUGACAUGGCCAAUGGCCAAGCUGGCUUCAAAAAAAACAUGCCCCUAGGGCCAAAUCAGUUCUAAGGGACCAUCAGUAAUAUCCCCCCUCAUCCUGCUCCAUCAUUCAUUGGCAGACCCCACACCUGGUUUCCUGCCCUGGGGAAGAUAUAGGGAGCAAGGAAGUUCAACACUCAAUAAACACAGAUUCCCAAAGGGAAACUGAAGGGAGGAGAGAAGUGAGCAAAGGAUAACUGCAUUUCUGGCGGGUGCACGGGUGCCAGAUUUGUUUCCAAUUAUAAGGAAGAUCUAGGCCCAGAGCAGGUGAAAAGGAAUACAUGCAGCUCAAUAUUUAGCUGCUGUGGAAUUUCUAGGUGACAGCUACAAUAUAAGCAUAUAUGAAAUGAGUCACACUAUAUAUAUUUCUAUAUAUAUAAUAUACAUAUGUAUAUAACAGUAGAUAUACAGUGUCUUUGUAUGUGGUAUGCAUGUAUGUGUGUGUGUGUGCAUGGGCACCCCAGUGGGGAAAGUAUGAAUGUGAGUCAAAGAGGAAACCGGUGGCGUUUUGUUUUGUGAUUUAACUUUGUACCUCUCAGCGGUCUCAGUAAUCGCUGUCCAGCCCUUCCCUGUAUUUCACUGAACGUUGGCACUUUAGGGGGGAAAAAAAAGUCAGACAUUAAAAGUCAUUUCUCAUGUGCUUA
This is a messenger RNA of Antechinus flavipes (yellow-footed antechinus), 2963 nucleotides long. It is a transcript of the gene ADRA1B, whose product is annotated as adrenoceptor alpha 1B. Gene Ontology annotation, molecular function: alpha1-adrenergic receptor activity. The transcript is spliced from 2 exons. Gene Ontology annotation, biological process: regulation of vasoconstriction; positive regulation of cytosolic calcium ion concentration; phospholipase C-activating G protein-coupled receptor signaling pathway. Gene Ontology annotation, cellular component: membrane. The record is from RefSeq and is a predicted model, not a curated record. The coding region runs from base 832 to 2349 and encodes 505 amino acids. Lineage: Eukaryota; Metazoa; Chordata; Mammalia; Dasyuromorphia; Dasyuridae.